Messenger RNA from Gossypium raimondii (Peruvian cotton), 1947 nucleotides. Its product is annotated as mitochondrial carrier protein CoAc1. The record is from RefSeq and is a predicted model, not a curated record. Bases 704 to 1741 code for a protein of 345 amino acids. Gene Ontology annotation, cellular component: mitochondrial inner membrane. NCBI's taxonomy places the organism in Eukaryota, Viridiplantae, Streptophyta, Magnoliopsida, Malvales, Malvaceae. The transcript is spliced from 7 exons. Gene Ontology annotation, biological process: transmembrane transport.
UUCCCAUUCAAAGUUGCAACCCCAAAAAAUAAAAAAAACAGCCCCUUUGAACUUUGAAGCUUUCAAAAAGAAAUAAACUCGAGAUUUUGAAAACAAAGAGGAAGAAAUAGAAAAACCCAAUAAGGAAACAUCGUAGGAGAAUUGGUGUUUUUGGAUUCUUGUUUUUACCCAAUAUAUAUUUACAUGCUUUUUCUCCUUUGAUUUAACUCUUUUUCCUGAUAUGUAUAAUUUCUGGGAUUUUUUAUUUUCUAAACCGCCUUUGGAUUAAUCCCACAUCGGAAGUGAUUGGUUUUGAGUAAUUGAGGGUUAAAGUGGUGGCUUUGGCCUUUGGGUGCUUUAAAGGCGACUUUUUCAUAAAUCUAGAUUGAGGGUAUUGAAGCUUUUUAUCGUAUGGAUCUCAUGGGAGAAGUAUUUUAUAGCUGAAUUUUUUUUUUUUUUUUAUCUUUGGAUGUAUCUUGUUUCUGUUGAAGGAAAGGAUCGGCUUGUGAACCUGUCUGGCUUUGAUUUGGAUGUUCUCAGGCCAUUGAAACUCCUACUACCCUUUGAAAAGAAAUCGUUUUCGUUUUGUAUCCCAAGAGAUAGAUGGGAUAGAGAGUUCUUCAAGCUUCAAGGUGGGUAAUUUGGAAUUUGACAGAUUCGUUGAAUUGAGGAAGAUAUUGGUGAUAUUAUUUGGUUUGAGACAUUGGGUUUGGAUUGUUUGGAGAUGGGUUCUCCUCAAGGCUCCACAUUGACAACAAAUAUGGCGGGGCUUGUUGAUGGUUCAAGUGCACGGGCUGAGGUUUCCUUCAUUGAUUCUUUGCCUGUUUAUGUCAAAGAGCUAAUAGCUGGUGGUGCUGCUGGAGCUUUUGCUAAAACUACCAUUGCACCUUUAGAACGGAUUAAAAUACUCUUGCAGACAAGGACUGAUGGUUUCCAAUCUCUUGGGGUGUAUCAAUCCUUAAGGAAGGUACUAAAGCAUGAAGGUGUUAUGGGGUUUUAUAAAGGAAACGGAGCCAGUGUUAUUCGGAUCAUUCCUUAUGCAGCCUUGCAUUUCAUGACUUAUGAGCAGUACCGAGGUUGGAUGUUAGAUAACUAUUCUUUCUUGGGAUCAGGACCUGUUGUAGAUCUUUUAGCUGGUUCUGCUUCUGGAGGAACGGCAGUGUUGUGCACUUAUCCCUUGGACUUGGCUCGUGCUAAACUUGCCUAUCAGGUUGGUGACACUAGAUCUAAAUUCGGUUCUGGUAUGAAAAGUUUAUAUCCUCGACCUGCAUAUAGUGGCGUAACAGAUGUACUGACACGUGUUUACAGGGAUGGGGGAAUUCGUGGAUUAUAUCGAGGUGUAGGUCCAACACUGGCUGGGAUCCUCCCUUACGCUGGUUUAAAGUUCUACAUCUAUGAGGAAAUAAAGACACGUGUUCCGGAAGAGCACCGAAAGUCCAUUGUGAUGAAUCUUUCUUGUGGAGCAGUGGCUGGAUUACUUGGGCAGACUUUCACGUACCCAUUAGAUGUUGUAAGGAGACAGAUGCAGGUUGGAACUCUUCAGUGUUCAACAAUUCAAGGCGAUGCAAGAUAUGGGAACACAUACGAAGGGCUUACUAGUAUUGUCCGUAAUCAAGGAUGGAGACAAUUGUUUGCAGGCUUGAGCAUAAAUUACAUUAAGAUUGUUCCUUCAGUGGCAGUUGGAUUCGCGGCAUAUGACAUGAUGAAGGUUUGGCUUCGGAUUCCACCCCGACAGAAACUACAGGCAGAAUCAUCUGGAUAAACAGAGAUGGAUUUGCAAUGGGUUGCAACCAAAAUCCGAAAGAACUUGGUGGUAGCAUUAUAUGAACUAAGAAAAGUUUAGCAACCAAAAACUAGUUUCCUCAACUCAUUGUGAUUCUUUUUUUCUAUUGUGAUUGUUAUGUUUUAUUGUGGGAUGCAUAUAAAAUACCUUGUUUCUCAAAAAAAUACAUGCUUGGAUUUUCAUUA